Molecule: messenger RNA, 339 nt
Organism: Eimeria acervulina
Lineage: Eukaryota; Apicomplexa; Conoidasida; Eucoccidiorida; Eimeriidae
Exons: 3
Coding region: 1-339 (112 amino acids)
Source: RefSeq, a predicted model, not a curated record
AUGCAGACUACGAACAAAUUCUUCCAGAACUCUGCGAGUUUGUGCGACUUUGUUGCUGCUGCGGUGCCGGUGAUAUUUCCUCUUUUUUAUACUUUCCCCAAGUUGGCAGCUCUAGUGAAUACCUUUUUAGCCCACAAGAAGUUGCUGCAGCAUGAUAGCAGCAUGAAGGCGUCUCCUGCAUCAAGUCACGAUCCAGCAGCAGCAACGCCAGCAGCAGCAGCAGCAACACCAGCAGCAGCAACAGCAACAAAUCGGCCUUCUCCCUCCAAACUGCGAGCAGACGCUGUCCUCGAGCAGUUGGAGAAGGAUCUGAGCCGUGUGAUUGAGUUGGACCUCUGA